AUGGCCGUACGAAUACAUCAACGCAAAUACAAUCAACAAAAUGAACUGCAAUCAAACGUCAGAGACAGAAAUUCAUUGCUAAAUAUUUUGAAAGUUCUACGCAUUAUAUUGCAAUUUCUGGGAGUAGUACCAAUUAUGGGAACAUCGAAAAUUUUGACUCGAUUGCAGCAAAUCUGGUGCUCACUUUUGUUACUGCUAAUAUGGGUAAUGUGUGGUCAACAGACCCAAAGUUUACCGGAAUCGUUUACAACCAUUGAAAAAGGAUUUUAUUUAAGUGAAUUGAUAUUUAAUUCAAUGUUACCCGUGCCCAUUUAUUUCAUCAGUUUUGUUAAUCGAACGAAAUUUCUUAAAAUUUACGAACAUAUAGUCAGUAUCUAUGAACAAUUGAAACUUUGCCGUGGCUCUGAGAUACGACCUCCUACACCGAUAUAUCGCCAACUCAAAAAAGAAGUUUUAUUGCUAACAUUUCUACUUUUUUCAUUUUAUUUAUUUUGUAUUUUAAUUAAUGUGGUCAACAAUCAUGGCUUUACUAUCUACGUUAUGCAAUUAGUUUGUGCCUUCCAUUUGCCCAAUAUGUUGAUUAGUACAAAUUUAUGUCUCUAUUGGUUGACCUUACGUGUCAUAUCUCUUUCGAAUUCUUAUUCGAAUACCAUUUUAGAAAGCUUUCACGAGUUCUCAAUUCCUCCCAAUUCUUCCAGUUUAAAUAUUACUCAUCUUUCUAGUUCACUUUGGUAUAAACAAGAAUUUUUUACUUUUAAUAUUAGAAAGUCUUUAAAGUACAAUGAUAUUUUUAUAACCCUUACCGAGAUCAGUUCAAGUUUGGAUCAGUUAAGGCGUGAAGUAACUGAUAUAUUUCGUUUAGUUUUAAUAUUGAAUUUUGUUAAUUCAUUUAUGAUUUUGUCCAUACAAUAUUUUGCGGUCUAUAAAUAUUUCGAUAGUCCAGAUGUGCGUAAAAUGUUGGUGUUUUUAUUGAAAUUUGCUCGUCUCGUGCUGCAUACGUUUAAUAUUAUUUUUGUUUUAUGCUCGAAUAAUGCUAUAAUUAAAGAGAAGUGUCAUACUAUUUAUAUUCUGAAUAGUUUGCCUGUGGAAGCUUUAGAUAUGGAAAGGAAUAUAAGCGGAUUUCUGUUACAAUUAAUGGUACGUAAACAUACGGUGUCGGUAUGUGAUAUAUUUGAUCUGGAUUUGACAUUCAUACUUUCGAUUAUCAGUGCUUUAUCUACUUAUGUAAUAUUCCUGAUACAAAUUGACCUGGGUGCUGUUUCGAUUGAAGAAAGAACUGCUACUAAUGCCAGUUAA
Molecule: messenger RNA, 1296 nt
Organism: Calliphora vicina (urban bluebottle blowfly)
Lineage: Eukaryota; Metazoa; Arthropoda; Insecta; Diptera; Calliphoridae
Gene: Gr59e
Product: Gustatory receptor 59e
Exons: 3
Coding region: 1-1296 (431 amino acids)
Biological process (GO): male courtship behavior; chemosensory behavior; sensory perception of taste
Cellular component (GO): membrane; dendrite; axon
Source: RefSeq, a predicted model, not a curated record